Komagataella phaffii GS115 is the source of this 1215-nucleotide messenger RNA. RefSeq names its product Mannosyltransferase of the cis-Golgi apparatus. Gene Ontology annotation, biological process: protein N-linked glycosylation. The coding region runs from base 1 to 1215 and encodes 404 amino acids. Gene Ontology annotation, cellular component: mannan polymerase complex. Gene Ontology annotation, molecular function: alpha-1,6-mannosyltransferase activity. NCBI's taxonomy places the organism in Eukaryota, Fungi, Ascomycota, Pichiomycetes, Pichiales, Pichiaceae. The record is from RefSeq and is a predicted model, not a curated record. The transcript has a single exon.
AUGGCGAAGGCAGAUGGCAGUUUGCUCUACUAUAAUCCUCACAAUCCACCCAGAAGGUAUUACUUCUACAUGGCUAUAUUCGCCGUUUCUGUCAUUUGCGUUUUGUACGGACCCUCACAACAAUUAUCAUCUCCAAAAAUAGACUAUGAUCCAUUGACGCUCCGAUCACUUGAUUUGAAGACUUUGGAAGCUCCUUCACAGUUGAGUCCAGGCACCGUAGAAGAUAAUCUUCGAAGACAAUUGGAGUUUCAUUUUCCUUACCGCAGUUACGAACCUUUUCCCCAACAUAUUUGGCAAACGUGGAAAGUUUCUCCCUCUGAUAGUUCCUUUCCGAAAAACUUCAAAGACUUAGGUGAAAGUUGGCUGCAAAGGUCCCCAAAUUAUGAUCAUUUUGUGAUACCCGAUGAUGCAGCAUGGGAACUUAUUCACCAUGAAUACGAACGUGUACCAGAAGUCUUGGAAGCUUUCCACCUGCUACCAGAGCCCAUUCUAAAGGCCGAUUUUUUCAGGUAUUUGAUUCUUUUUGCCCGUGGAGGACUGUAUGCUGACAUGGACACUAUGUUAUUAAAACCAAUAGAAUCGUGGCUGACUUUCAAUGAAACUAUUGGUGGAGUAAAAAACAAUGCUGGGUUGGUCAUUGGUAUUGAGGCUGAUCCUGAUAGACCUGAUUGGCACGACUGGUAUGCUAGAAGGAUACAAUUUUGCCAAUGGGCAAUUCAGUCCAAACGAGGACACCCAGCACUGCGUGAACUGAUUGUAAGAGUUGUCAGCACGACUUUACGGAAAGAGAAAAGCGGUUACUUGAACAUGGUGGAAGGAAAGGAUCGUGGAAGUGAUGUGAUGGACUGGACGGGUCCAGGAAUAUUUACAGACACUCUAUUUGAUUAUAUGACUAAUGUCAAUACAACAGGCCACUCAGGCCAAGGAAUUGGAGCUGGCUCAGCGUAUUACAAUGCCUUAUCGUUGGAAGAACGUGAUGCCCUCUCUGCCCGCCCGAACGGAGAGAUGUUAAAAGAGAAAGUCCCAGGUAAAUAUGCACAGCAGGUUGUUUUAUGGGAACAAUUUACCAACCUGCGCUCCCCCAAAUUAAUCGACGAUAUUCUUAUUCUUCCGAUCACCAGCUUCAGUCCAGGGAUUGGCCACAGUGGAGCUGGAGAUUUGAACCAUCACCUUGCAUAUAUUAGGCAUACAUUUGAAGGAAGUUGGAAGGACUAA